GAAAGAGAAAGAGAGAGAGAGUGUGAGUGAGGACGAAUCAUAGGUUGUGCGUCUCCCUUCCAGAUGCCACUGACUGUGUCUCCAGCCGUGUGAAUGGAUGUGCGUGUGUGAGUGCAUGUAUGUGUGAACAUCCGAGCCACCUGUCAGGGCAGGAAUGCAACCCGGAAAACUCCCCUCUCCGCAAGGGAGAACGGUUCCAACACCCCCGGACGCCUCACUUUAACUUGGAAGAAAGUCAUCUGAGCAGGCGAGCCGUCAACCCAGGAAGAGAGAAGAUUACAGGCAAUCGGGAUUGGGGGGAAAAGAAAGCUCCCCCCUUUGGAAGAUUACAGGCUUGAGCACAUGUGAAGGACAUAUACCGGGAAGAGGAUUAGGUCAUGUGCACUCCUGCCUACUUGUCGUCUCUGCCUGUUCCUGUCCUCUGAAUAUUUGCGCAAUGACCUUUGGCGCACUUGGAAUACAGCGGACGCACCUCUGAGGUGUGUGCUUUAAAUCCAAAGCGCCAUGUGGCAUCAUCCACCAAACUCCAAUCAGGUUGGCAGGCAAUAAGGCUUGACAGAAGAUGCGCCGGGGCCGCCGCUUUAUCGGAUGGCUGUUGACGGGAAUGGCCGUCCUGUCGUGGCUAAACGCCGUCUGGGGCCAGGACGCUGACGACUGGCAAUACGAGGAAUGCAAACUUUCCCGGCCCGGCCCCCCGGCUACUAUUGUGACCAUCGAUGAGGAGAGUCCCAACGGGACGGUUCUGGUGGAAAACAUGCAGAUAAAUGGACGCGCACAGGACCCGGGCCGAACCAUCUGGUUGACUUUACUGGACAACUAUGACUACUGGGUCAUACUGGAACCAACGCGUCAGCGGCUCUAUCUUAACAGUACUGGCCGGGUUCUGGACAGAGAUCCUCCCAACUACAUCACCACCAUUGUGGUCCAAGUCCAGUGCACCAACCAGCUGGUCGGUACCGUCAUCCUGCACGAGGUCCGAAUCGUGGUGAGGGACCGCAACGAUAACACGCCACGCUUUCAGCAUCCACGUUACUACGUGGCGAUCAGUGAGCUCACACCGGUGGGAACAACCAUAUUUGCCGGGUUCUCAGGAAGAAAUGGCGCUACUGACAUCGAUGAUGGACCCAAUGGACGUAUAGAAUACAGCGUCUUGUAUAACUCCAAUGACCCGGAAUCCAACAGCACUGUAAGCGUCGCAAACACUAUAUCGGGAAACAUCAUUCUGUCCGAAAGGCUCAACUACGAGGAGAGAACACGUUACCUGGUUCUGAUCCAAGCUAACGACCGGGCACCUUACCCUCCCAACAGACGCACCGCCACCACUACGCUGACGGUGGACGUCCUGGACGGCGACGACCUUGGACCCAUGUUCCUCCCGUGCGUUUUGGUCAACAACACGAACGACUGCCACCCCCUCACCUACCGCGCCGCCAUCCCCGAAUUCACCCAGCCGAGCAAACUGAACCCCUUGAAUGUGACCCCUCCGAUCCGGGCCGUGGACAUGGACAGAAACAUCCAGCCACCCUCAGACAGGCCCGGCAUACUUUACUUCAUCCUGGUUGGCCAUCCGGUCACAUUUCCUCAGUACUUCUCCCUCAACAAAACCACGGCAGAGCUGCGCGUCCUGCAGCCCAUCAGCAGGGACUUGUAUCAAAGGUUCACGCUUGUUAUUAAGGCGGAACAGGACAACGGUCACCCCCUGCCGGCCUACGCCGACCUAGUGGUGGAAAUCCUGGACGAGAACAACCAGGCACCGUAUUUCCAGUUCGUCACGUAUCAGGGCUACGUGAGCGAAUCGUCCCCGGUGGGCACCACCAUUUCGGCUGGGGUCAACCUCACCACGCCGCUGGAGAUCGUGGCGCUGGAUAACGACGUGGAGGAGACUCAAGACCCCAUGUUGAAGAUAACCCUGGACGACCACACAGCCAUCUUCAGCUUGACCUCCAGCGGCGUAAUCCGUUACCUGAGGCUGCUGAAACCCGUGGACCGGGAGAAGCAGAUGACCUACACGUUCACGAUGCUGGCAUCGGACGGCGUCCAGCAGAGCGUCCCCGUCACAGUCAACAUUUUAGUCAUCGAUGCCAACGACAACACACCCACCUUUGCACAGGUGUCCUACAGCGUGGACCUAUUCACAGACAUGCAACCAGGGGAGACGGUGCUGCAGUUAACGGCGGAGGACGCUGACGAAGGGUUAAACGGACUGGUGACCUACGAGAUCCUGGCCGGCGCUCAGGGACAUUUUGUCAUCAAUAACCGCUCUGGGCGCAUCACUGUGGCGCCCGGUGUCAGCCUCGCUGUUGGACGAUCUUUUGCGCUGACAGUCAAGGCGUCUGACAAUGCACCGGAAUCCCUCAGAAGGAGUUCCAUCACAACUGUCUAUAUCGAAGUGUUACCCCCCAACAACCAGAGCCCACCACGCUUCCCCCUGCUCAUCUACUACCUGGAGGUGAGCGAGGCCACGAGGAUCGGCGCGAUCCUGCUAAAUAUGCAGGCCACAGACAGAGAAAACGAUCCCAUCACAUAUCACAUUGUGAGCGGAGAUUCCCAAAAGGUGUUCAACCUCUCAGAAACGCUCGGCCUUCUAAUUUUGGAAAAAGGUCUAGAUAGAGAAAGUGACGAGGGAUACCGUCUGGUCGUCACCGCCUCGGAUGGCAACCCCGGAGGGACUUCAACAACAACAGUCAACAUCGUCGUCACCGACGUCAAUGACAACGACCCCGAGUUUGACCCUGCCACCCCAAUUAACUUCACUGUUCGAGAAGAGGAAGCCAACCUAUUCGUGGGACAGGUUAAGGCCACGGACCCCGACGCGGGGGCAAACGGCCAAGUGGGCUACCGCAUCAUCAAUCAUCCCGACUUGUUUGUAAUCGGCGCCAACGGCAGCAUCUACACCCAGGCGCCACUCGAUCGCGAGCUCCAAAGCGAGUACGAGCUGGUGAUCGAAGCCUCCGACGGGGCCUCGGACCCCCGGCGGACCACCCUAACCCUCACGGUGCUGGUGGCGGAUAUCGACGACAACAGCCCGGUGUUUUCGCAGCAGACGUACGUGGUCAACGUGCCUGAGAACAGCCCGGUGGGGACAGUCAUCCUGACGCUUAGCGCAACGGAUGCCGACCUCUUCUCCAACGUCACCUACCGAAUCAAGUCGGAAUCGGCCCGCCGGCUUUUUUCCCUGAACGCCAUCACGGGAGAGUUGGCCGUGUUGCAGACUCUGGACUUUGAGAAUCUGGCAGCUCUGGGAAUGGGAGUCUCUUACACUUUCCAGGUGGAAGCUGUCGACCAGGGAGGCAUUACGCCCCCGGGGCUGGCUACCGUCACGGUCCGGAUCACGGAUAUGAACGACUUCUCCCCCGUCUUCCGCCAGCAGCUAUAUAAAGGCAUGGUGGCACCGAACGCAGAGAAGGGAACGGUCAUCACGACUGUGUUUGCAGAGGACCAAGACCCACCGGGCACACCGGCCAGUUUUGUGCGCUACAGAGUGGACGAGGAGAGGUCGCCGUACAGUGGGAGCAUCUUUGAUGUGGAAGAACUGACCGGUAGGAUCAUCACCAAGGUCAACCUCAAUGAAGAGCCCAGUGUUACCUUUAAAUUGUUUGUCACGGCCUUUGACGACGGCGAUCCCGUGAAGACGAAUAGCACCUUGGUGGAGAUCACAGUCCUUCAGCCUUCGCGGAUUCCUAUUUUUACCCAGGAGGAGUACAGGUUUCCUCCGGUUAGUGAGCUGGCGCCGGCGGGUACGCCGUUGGGGACCAUCGUGGCCGCCGCCAUCAACCAGACCAUCUACUACUCCAUCGUGGCUGGAAAUGAUUUAGGUCAUUUCCGUGUGAACAACAGGACUGGCGUCAUCUCCACUGCCAAGCCGCUGGACUAUGAAAAUGUGACCAGCUACGUCCUCAGGGUGCAGGCCGACUCGCUGCUGGUUGUUAUGUCAAACCUGCGCGUGCCUUCCAAAACUAACACGGCCAAAGUGUUCCUAGAGGUGCAAGAUGAGAACGACCACCAUCCCGUCUUCACUAGGAAGCUGUACAUCGGCGGCGUGACCGAGGACACCAAGAUCUUCAGCUCAGUUCUCAAGAUAGUGGCUACCGAUCGGGACACUGGCAAUUUCAGCGCCAUGGCCUACCGCCUCAUCAUCCCACCCACAGCGGAGGGUCAGGACAGCUUCGUCAUCGAAACGUACACCGGCGUCAUCAAGUCGGCCAUCAUGUUCCGAAACAUGCGCCGGUCCUACUUCAGCUUCGAGGUUAUUGCCACCGACAACUACGGGGAAGGUCUGAGCAGCAGCGCUGACGUAGUGGUGUCUGUGGUCAAUGCAUUGGACAUGCAAGUUAUUGUUUCAACUGUCCCACCUACUCUGGUUGAAGAGAAUAAGGACCAACUCAUAAGUAUCCUGGAGCGCCACAUCCAGGACCAGAUCCCCGGCGCCAAGGUGAUCGUGGAGGCCAUUGGGCCGAGGCGUCAUGGCGAUGGCUUCGAGCUGGAAGACUACACCAAGUCGGACCUGAUGGUGUACGCCAUUGACCCGCUGACAAACAGGGCCAUUUCACGCCAGGAGCUUUUCAAAUUCCUCGACGGGAACGUUCUGGAAAUCAACAAGGAGUUUCAGCCUUACCUGGGCGAGGGCGGUCGAAUCCUGGAGAUUCGAUCGCCGGAUAUCGUAGCAAGCGUGAAGAAGGCUGCCCAAGCCGUAGGAUACACAGAAGGGGCUCUUCUCGCCCUGGCGAUUAUUAUCAUCCUCUGCUGCAUCCCUGCCAUCCUUAUCGUCAUGGUUACAUACAAGCAGUUCAAAGAACGGCAGGCAGAGUGCGCCAAAACUGCCCGGAUACAAAUGGCUUUGCCGCCAGGAGGCAAGGCGCCACCCACCAGCGCGGCUGGGGCAAACCUCUACGAAGAACUAGGGGAUAGCAGCAUGAGGCGAGGCUACGGCAGACAGCAUCAGCAACUGCUGAGACCAUCUCUGCUGAGACCCGAGGAACUCUCCAUGGAAUCCGGUAUCGACCCUGGCCCAGACUACUACACGCAGGACUACUAUAAUUAUGAUCAAGGGUAUGACCUCCCUCAAUAUGGCAGUCGGAGGAGAUUGAUUGCUCCCGUGUAUGAUGAAUAUGGAGAGGUGAUCAUGGAAGAUGACGGUUAUUACUACAGUCCGCAUGGACCUGAGGGGAGAGGCAGAGGCAGGGGCAGGGGCCGUGGCGGCAUGAGGGGCCGCGGUCCCCUAAAGAGGGUCGCGUUUAGGGACGACGAGGGAACGGAGCAAGCCGAACCAGAAGAUGACGGCGAGCCGUCCAAGGCUGCCAAGAAGCUGAAAUCUGUCAUCAAACUCAGCAAACUCCUGGCAGCCGGCAAGAGAGCAGAGCAGGCGUCCGCCACUGCCAGCCCGUCUGCGUGGAAGAAAGCCAAAAUGUUCAAGAUGUUCGGCGUGAAGAAAAAAGAUAAGGAUUAUGCCAAACUGAUGUCAGCUCGCCGGAUCGAUAGUUUGGAGAGCCUGAGCGACGGGCCGUCACCUGCGGGACCCAUUGACAGCAAGUCGGGCGCUCGCAGCCAGCUGGGCAAAGUGUUGAAGAAAAUCAACCUCGGCAAGAGGUUGCGGGCUCGGAGGAAAUCCCAGAGUAGUGUUAGCGUCAACGGCAGCGAGAGGGAUGAAGAGGCCUCGCGAGUGACCAGCGAGGAUGAAAGCAAAUCUAAAGUGUCCAUUAGCGUGACGGAGAGCGAGCCAGAAGCAGUGGCGAGCGGAAGCGGUAAAGACAGAGGCUCGGAUGACGAGUCCUCAGAGAAAAGCAGUGUGGAUAGAGAGUACCUAAAAGUGGAUUUAGAUCGGGACGACGCCAACGAAAGCACCGUGGACUCCGAAGAAGAGCCCGAUCGAGGGCCGGGUGAUUCAGAUGAAGAAAGCGAGUCUGAAGGAGAAGGAACUGAAAAAGAGUUGGUCAGCGAGAAAGAAUCUGGAUCAGAAAAGGAAUCUGAAUCUGAGAAGCCAUCGGGCACGGAGAAAGAGUCUGAAACUGAGAAAGACUCUGAAUCAGAGGGAGAGUCGGAAACAGAGAAGGGCUCGGAGUCCGAAUCCGUCAAAGCAUCCGAUUCGGAAAAAGGAACGGGGACGGCUACGGAGAAGGAUUCGGGAUCGGAGGUGGAAUCUGAUGAAGAAUCAGAGGAGGGAGAGGAUUCUGGUAGCGCUAAAGAUAGUGGGUCUUCUGCUCGUUCAUCCAUGAGAUCAUCAGUGACUGAAGCUAGCAAGACAGGCAGUGGCAGUGGGACCGGAACUCGGAGCGGGACUGAAACGGGGAGUAGACCGAGUAGUGGCAGUGGAAGCUAUAGCAGGAGUGAGAGUAGUAGCAGGACUGGGAGCGUUAGUGGAAGUGCAAAAAGUCGAAUUGCAAGCAGUAAAUCUGGCUCAAGUAUGAGGUCGUCACAAAAGACUAAAACAUCAGCAAGCACAAUAACAUCUGAAAAGUCCAGCCAGAAGCCCAGUGACGCCGAAUCAGGGACGGGAACAGUCAGUGAGGCCGAAUCGGGGUCAGGAAGUGAAGGAUCGUGGUCUAAAGGGUCCAGCCAGAGGAAAACGUCUGCUUCCGACUCCAUUGGAGGGUCAUCCCAUAGCAGACAGGUGACUGAAGAGAGUUCCUUGGGCAGUAGGAGAAGUUCCUCUGCUACCGCGUCCACCAGCGGAAGCCAGCGCUCCCGAAAAUCGGUCCUCAGCCACAGAUCUGAGGGCACAAUAACCGAAGAGAGCGAAGGCGAAGCUUCGGAAACCGCCGAUGAAAGCAAAGAGUCGGCGAGUGACAUCAGCGACGACGCCGUAUCCAGAAGGUCCAGUGUGGCGUCGGUAGACCCUAGCCCAUCUGCCCCUUACACUAGUCCUCAAUAUCCUUCUGAAAUCAGAAGUAUCAGCGACACUUCUGAAGAAACGUACGGAGGAUUAUCACCGAUUACCGAGGUCGACGAAGACGCCAUCUCCACUGACAAGUCCAUCGGCGGUGGCUCUGUUACCGAGGCCAGUAAAGACACCGAGGCCACAUCGGAUGCUGAGUCCGAAUCAGAGGGGAAUCUCACGUCGUUUUAGAAAACGAUAGUACAACUGUAAAGUAAGAGAACACCGGUGAUCUCUGCAUGGGAGUGAACACACUUGGACUUUUCUACUGCAACAGCAAUCUUUUCCAUCCUUUUUCUUCUGUUUGAGUGGGCAUUCAUCACUCUUCUUGAUCUUUUAUUAUUGCGUGAAUACCGACAGUCAAGGAUUGUUCUUGAGAAUGCUACAAUUACUAUUCAACAUCCUGUUUUUAACCCUUUAUAGGUGAAGUAGCUAUUUUUGGGGGGUCAUUUUGGGUCAUCUAGGCCACAUGCCAUAGGCAACAUACAUGACCCAAAAUGUGAUGUCCACAUAUGUAGAUGACAGGUCCCAAUUAUAAUGAUAUAUAUUAUUAACCCUUUAAGGUCUGGGCCUAUUUUGUCUGAUUUUGCAUGCCUUUGAAGUUGCCUUUAUAUUUCAAAGAAAGAAUUGUUUACGAUGGCCUGGUUUGGUCCCUUUUUUUGUGACACCUUGAACUUCAUGUCCAAACUGUUGUUUCAUUCACUGACCAAUUAUAAAUCAUCAUUUUGGGCCCAAAAAGACCAAAAAUUCCAAAAUCGUUUUGUCAAAUUUUUUAAUACUGAUGUCCAAUUGACAACCAAACAUGCGUAACGAACCGUUUUGAAACUUUGUAAUAUUUAUUCAACAUGUUAGGAUGAACAUUCAACCAAAAAAAAUUAGAAUAAAUAGUCUUAUAUUUGACAAUUCAACAUAAACAACAGGUAUAGCCAUAGGCGUUUUUUGCCUUUAUACAUGCUCUAGUCAAAACAGGUUAUAUACAGCAGACCGAACAGUGAAAAAAUAUAUACCAUCUAACACAAAAAGUGUUUAGAGGCCAUCUCUUUAUGAGUUUAGGUAUUGCGGCCCAUCACCUGAUGAAAACUAUGUACACACAAUCAAGCUUCUUGAACACACAUUUAUAUAGACAAAUUGAGAAGACUGAUUGUGGGGAAAAAAUAUAUAUACAACAUUGGGAAAAAAAGUAUUUUCAAAAAUAUUUACAAUAAACAAGUUAAAUUUUUUUCAGGCUUGCCACUCCGAAAAGCAGUUUCGUCCUGGAAUUCGACACAGGGCGACAUCACACAGCCCACACUUCCACGGGGUGUCGGUCCUCUUUCCACCCUUCCAUUUUCAUUUCACUUUACUUUCAUUGUCACUAUAAAUGUACAUGAAAAAAAGUCAGUAUUUAUGAAAAUAAUAAAGUAUAAAAUAAAAAUAUAUACAGCAAUAAAUAAUAAUGGAAAUCUAUAUGUAUGACAAUAGAAAGAAUACCAUAGCUGAAUAUGUGCUACAUCCCUAAUCUUCAUAUAGAAAGAAGAUCAUCACAAUUAUAAAUUCCUGCCUUGGAUACACACAGUGCACGUACGACUUUGAUCUGAUAUGCACAUUUUAUUAUUAUAUACACAAACACACACUUAUAUUGCAUCAAAAUUAACUUUGUCUUGCAAUAUCAAAAGAAACUUUCAAAAGAAACUUUUUCAGCAUCAAAAAAAAAAAAGUGAGUUUGCUUACCUCUGCUCGUCGAUGGCGUCAACCACGUGUUCAAAUCCGUCACUAUCUUCACUCGAGGACUCUUCCGAAGAAGACGAUGAUGACGAAUUUGGACCAUCCUCUUCCUCAAGUUGAUCAAAAAGCACAAUUGCCUGCGCUAAAUUUAGUUUUCCGUUCAUUCUCAAAGUCACACAAAGUCGCUGCUCGAGCCACACGGCCGUCGCUCGCCCCCUCGCUGCUUCAGAACACUCCUCCCUCUCGUUCGGUGGAACCUCGCACGGCAGUUAUAUUUAUUUAAAAAACGCAUUUUGUGCUUCCACUGUGACUUCGAAAGGGUUCGUUUGAUUUGUGUUUUUUUCAUGGAUCUUCCGUUUUGAAAAAGGACAAGAAAUGAUGGAAAUAUAGACAUAAAGAAAUGAUCCAUGCAGCGUUUUAAUGUUUUUUUGAGAGGACAAUAAAACUAUAAAACUUAAAUGACAAUAUCUCACGUUUUAGUUGGUCGAUUGACUUCAAAUAAUAACGAGAGUAAACCGCAACUUCCGCACUUUAAAACGAGACCAACCAACGGCAUGUGGGUGACGUAAUUAAAACGUGAGGGCGCUUCAAAGACGACGUGCGCUGAGGACGCGCCGGCGCGUCCUUCGACUCUCAAGGGUUAAUAAUUAAUAUAUUUUUAAUUUUUUUUUUUUUUUUUAAUAUAUUUAUAUUUUUUGAUAAUAAAUACAAUUAUAAGUGGAUAAAAUGUUAAUAGAAACUUACAUUUAUUUAAAUCUGAUUAAAUAAACAGAAAUACUCUGGUUAUGGACCCCAGUAACACUCUAAAGUUGAUUUUUAUUUCCUCCAAAGUGAUUAACUCUUUAGAGGAAAUGCGGCUAUUUAAAAAAAUGAAUAAAUAAAUAAAAACAAUUUUUUAAAUUUUUUUAAACUUAAAGACCUGGCAUUCACUCUACAUUUACAUUUUGUGAAGCCUACAUGACCUAAAAUGUGAUGUCUACUUACUGUAAGUGGACAUCAAGUCUCAAUGAUAAUUAUAUCGUUUUGUUUAUCAUAAAUGAAUGGAUUUUUAUUUCAUGAAUAAUUUUCUAAUUAUAAAAUAAACAUUAAAACAAAAUUGAUCAAAUCCAUUUAUAAGUUCUUGACUUACCCUGAACCCAAACAAAAAGACUUACAGUCAGACAUUCAGAACCCAACAAAUUAGCCAUUACAUCAUGAAUAAAAAGAGAAAUACACAACGUUUGCAGCUCCUAAUAACACUCUAAAGUUAAUUUAUUUUCAUGUUUCAGUGCCAUUGACAGCGCUAGACGUCCAAGGGCGAGGUAGAUGUCCGUUAACCCCUCCUAGUAAAAAUGGAUUGAACGUCUAGCGCCACCAAUGGUUGCUAACAAGUGUCCUAUAAAGGGUUAAAGGGCAAUUUCUCUCAACAGAUUCAAAUCCACUUUUUUAGGAGUGUCUUUUGUAUAGUUUUUAAAGGAAAACCGCAAAAAGCUACCACUAAAACUGAUCUCUUGUCUGCUCAGCUGGGAAGAA
Molecule: messenger RNA, 10087 nt
Organism: Corythoichthys intestinalis (scribbled pipefish)
Lineage: Eukaryota; Metazoa; Chordata; Actinopteri; Syngnathiformes; Syngnathidae
Product: protocadherin-15
Exons: 39
Coding region: 563-7063 (2166 amino acids)
Biological process (GO): sensory perception of sound; homophilic cell-cell adhesion; inner ear development
Cellular component (GO): stereocilium; catenin complex; plasma membrane
Molecular function (GO): cadherin binding; calcium ion binding
Source: RefSeq, a predicted model, not a curated record